Hydractinia symbiolongicarpus is the source of this 1577-nucleotide messenger RNA. Its product is annotated as eukaryotic translation initiation factor 3 subunit I-like. Gene Ontology annotation, molecular function: translation initiation factor activity; RNA binding; protein binding. NCBI's taxonomy places the organism in Eukaryota, Metazoa, Cnidaria, Hydrozoa, Anthoathecata, Hydractiniidae. Gene Ontology annotation, biological process: cytoplasmic translational initiation. The transcript is spliced from 7 exons. Gene Ontology annotation, cellular component: eukaryotic translation initiation factor 3 complex, eIF3m; cytoplasm. The coding region runs from base 340 to 1317 and encodes 325 amino acids. The record is from RefSeq and is a predicted model, not a curated record.
ACAAUCUAUGACGUAAUCCAUGAACAUGUAAACGCCAUGUCAACUAUGCAAAAGAGUUGUGGACCUUAUAAACAAACUUUCAACUUCGUGCGAGAGCAGCGCUGUACAGUAGAGAAUACAACCUGUUGCAGAGUUCUUCUCGCACCUGGGAUCAAAAAAAUUACUGCUGGGUUCUGGGUCCUAUUUUUCCCGUCGGCUUGUCAAGCGCAGAGAAAUACAGGUGAACAUAAGCGGGAUUUUCUCUCGCAUGUGUAAAACAAAAUGGCGGCCUAAAGGUGUUUAAAUAAAGGAAGUUAGCUAGCUAAACUUGUAAACAAAAUAAAUUAUUUUUGGUAAAAGAUGAAACCUCUUCUUCUUCAUGGACAUGAGCGUUCAAUCACGCAAAUUAAGUAUAACCGAGAAGGUGAUUUGUUGUUUUCAUCAGCAAAAGAUAAUCGACCUACAGUAUGGUAUUCUAUAAAUGGAGAGAGACUUGGUACAUUCAUGGGUCAUGGAGGAGCAGUGUGGUGUCUUGAUCCAAGUUGGGAUACAAAAUACCUGCUGACAGGCUCUGCAGAUAAUUCAGCGAAAAUAUGGGAUAUCGAAACGGGUAAAGACCUUGUUAAUUUUGAGACAGGUUCUGCUGUUCGUACAUGUAGUUUCUCGUACAGUGGUAAACAAUUGUUCUACUCGACUGAUCGAUCCAUGGGUCAAACAUGUGAAGUGCGAUUUUAUGAUGUAAAUGAUGCCUUGUCAGGAGGAACACCGUCUCCUUAUUUGACGAUUCCAGUUGAGGAUUCUAAAGUAACAGCUGCAGUGUGGGGACCUUUAGAUAAAUAUGUUAUCACAGGACACGAGAAUGGGACAAUAACAAAAUGGUGUAGUAAAACUGGAGAUAAACUACGAAGCGUGAAACCACAUGCAGAUAAAGUGAAUGAUAUGCAGAAAAGUGCUGAUGAAAUGAUGAUCAUCACAGCAUCAAAGGAUAAUUUUGCCAAGUUAUUCGAUAUUGAUAGUAUGCAGUCAUUAAAAACUUAUAAAACAGACCGACCAGUUAAUUCAGCAGCUAUUUCACCCAUUCGUGAUCAGGUUGUGCUUGGUGGCGGACAAGAAGCCAUGGAGGUGACCACAACAUCAACACGAACUGGAAAAUUUGAUGCCCGAUUUUUCCAUAUGAUAUUUGAAGAAGAAAUUGGACGCGUUAAAGGACAUUUUGGACCCAUCAACAGUUUAGCGUUUCACCCUGAUGGGAAAAGUUAUAGCAGCGGCGGUGAAGAUGGUUACGUUAGAAGUCAUGUUUUCGAUAAAUCGUAUUACGAGUUCGAAUUCGAAUAUUAGACGAAAAUACCAAUCGAAUUUACACAGCCGGCCAUUUUGUUUUUCAAGAACUUCUCUGUCAGCAUAAAGAAUGAUUAUUAUUAUUAUUAUUAUUAUUAUUUGUCAAUAUGAUUUAUUACGGUCUCUUUUUUCAUCAGAGCUGUCUAUAAAGCCUUCUUUUUUUAAAAAACCGAUUUUUUCGAUUCAUUUCUCGGCUCUGGUGUUGAAAAGUUGACUGCGCGUAAAUAUAUAUAUGACGAAAUAUAUUCUAAUAUGUGUCA